AUGGCUUUGUCUUCUUCUCGUCACAUCCUGUUGCUGAGCUUUUUGCUGUCAUGUUAUGUUCCACUCGGCCUUGCUCGCAGACAUUGGCCUGUGGGAGGAUCCACCAGGUUCUACGACUUCAAGGUGCAAACGACGAGGGUCACGAAGCUGUGCAAGACCAAGGACAUCGUCACCGUCAAUGGUAUGUUCCCCGGCCCGGUCAUUUACGCCCAGGAAGAUGAUCGGAUCAUCGUCAAGGUCACGAACGAGAGCCCGCACAACGCCACCAUCCACUGGCAUGGAGUGCGGCAGAGGUUGUCGUGCUGGGCGGACGGGCCGUCCUACAUCACCCAAUGCCCGAUCCAGGCUGGGCAGAGCUUCACCUACGAGUUCACCCUGUUCCAGCAGAAGGGGACGCUGUUCUGGCACGCGCAUAUCUCAUGGCUCCGCGCCACCGUCAACGGCGCCAUCGUCAUCUACCCCAAGACCAGCGUCCCCUACCCCUUUCCCUACCCUUACGAGGAGCACGUCCUCAUCUUUGGGGAAUACUGGCACAAGGAUAUGCUGCAGCUGGAGAAAGAGGUGGUCGCCAGCGGCGGCGGCCCUCCACCUGCGGAGGCGUACCUCAUCAACAGCCACCCUGGGCCGCGUUACAACUGCUCGGCUACUGAUGUGUACAAGAUCGACGUCGUCCCCGGCAAGACGUACCUGCUGCGGCUGAUAAGCGCGUCCCUGAACAUGGAGCACUUCUUCGCCAUCGCCGGCCACAAGCUGACCAUCGUGGAGGCCGACGCCGAGUACACCAAGCCCUUCACCGUCGACCGCCUCAUGAUCACUCCGGGGCAGACCAUCAACGUCCUCGUCAAGGCCGACCAGCCCAUCGACCGGUACGACAUGGCGAUGGGGCCGUACAUGUCCGCCCAGAACGUCACCUUCCAAAACAUCUCCGCCAUUGCCCACUUCCAGUACACCGGAGCCACGCUCGACGACCUCAGCCUCCCCGCCCAGCUCCCCGUCUACAACGACAACCUCGUCGUCAACACCAACCUGCACAUGCUCCGGAGCCUCAACGCCACCAACCUCCCCUCCGAGAUCGACGCCAACCUCUUCUUCACCGUCGGCUUGAACGUGGAGGAAUGCCACUCGUCCAACCCCAACAAGAGCUGCCAGGGACCCAGCGGCGGCGUCUUCGCGGCGUCGAUGAACAACGUCAGUUUCGUCAAGCCUAACAUCUCGCUCCUCCAGGCCUACUACAACAACAUCAAUGGUCUGUACACGGACGACUUUCCCGGCGUGCCGAUCAAGACCUACGACUUCGUCAAUGGCGCGCCCAACAAUAUCCCCAACGACACCCAGUCCCUGAUCGGGACCAAAGUGAAGGUCCUCGAGUACGGGAGCAGGGUGCAGCUCAUCUUGCAGAACACCGGCACCGUGACGACCGAGAACCACCCUAUCCAUCUCCAUGGCUACAACUUCUAUGUUGUGGGCUACGGAACAGGGAACUACAACCCCAUGGGUGCGAAGCUCAACCUGGUUGAUCCGCCAUACAUGAACACCAUCGGAGUGCCGGUCGGAGGAUGGGCCGCCAUCCGGUUCGUCGCCGACAAUCCAGGUGUGUGGUUCAUGCACUGCCAUUUUGAUGUGCACCUGACCUGGGGCCUGUCGAUGGCGUUCAUCGUGAAGAACGGCGAGGGGCCCCUGGAGACUCUUCCCCAUCCUCCGGCCGACUUGCCUAGGUGUUGAUCUGCCACUUGGAAUCAUCAUCACCAACUGCUGUGCUGUGCAUCUGCUCAUGUGUUCUGAUGUGUCAUACCUCGAAAGCACUUUGAUUUCAUUCUUUCAAGCAGCUUCCGUCCAUGUGAAGUUUUCCCCAAAUCUAAAA
Musa acuminata AAA Group (dessert banana) is the source of this 1861-nucleotide messenger RNA. Its product is annotated as laccase-6-like. Gene Ontology annotation, cellular component: apoplast. NCBI's taxonomy places the organism in Eukaryota, Viridiplantae, Streptophyta, Magnoliopsida, Zingiberales, Musaceae. Gene Ontology annotation, biological process: lignin catabolic process. Bases 1 to 1722 code for a protein of 573 amino acids. The record is from RefSeq and is a predicted model, not a curated record. The transcript has 6 exons. Gene Ontology annotation, molecular function: hydroquinone:oxygen oxidoreductase activity; copper ion binding.